Molecule: messenger RNA, 615 nt
Organism: Didymella exigua CBS 183.55
Lineage: Eukaryota; Fungi; Ascomycota; Dothideomycetes; Pleosporales; Didymellaceae
Exons: 1
Coding region: 1-615 (204 amino acids)
Source: RefSeq, a predicted model, not a curated record
AUGCCGCGACUCGGUGCAGGCAAGACGGUCGUCGUGGGCGAUGCGACGCCGCCGCUCACUGCAAUCGCAGCGGGCUCGUGGACUCGACGUCCGACGUCGCACAGGCGGGCAGCAGCAGCUGGGGACGCAGUCCUCGGUUGGCAGCAGCGCCAAGGCAGACGACGGACAGCGGUCGCACGGCGCAAAGGCAGAGCGCGGGCAGAGGGUUUCGUCGGUGUCGUCGGUGUCGUCGGUGUCGUCGGUGUCGUCGGUGUCGUCGGUGUCGUCAAUGUCGUCAAUGUCGUCAAUGUCGUCAAUAUCGUCAGUAUCGCCAAUGUCGUCAGUAUCGCCAAUGUCGUCAGUAUCGCCAAUGUCGACCGUGGCGCCCGUGUCGCCCAAGUCUCUGCUGCGCUGCGCCGGUGGAGAGGCUGCGCAGAGGGAGGCUGGGAAGCGCACGUCGCCUGCCUGGUUUUGCGCAGUGUCGCUGCACCUCUCUCUAGGCGCAUUGGCUUCGGCCCAGAGUUGGUGGCGCCGCCGCCUGUCCAGAGCACUGCACGCAUCAUCUCAGCUGCAGCUCGCAGGCACCAGACGACUGCCGCUGCAAUUGCGACGCUGCACCCGACGCAAUACCAUUGA